This is a messenger RNA of Paramuricea clavata, 38651 nucleotides long. NCBI's taxonomy places the organism in Eukaryota, Metazoa, Cnidaria, Anthozoa, Malacalcyonacea, Plexauridae. The record is from the annotation of a GenBank genome assembly.
GCUGGAUGAACAUAAAAAGUAGUUGACAGCAAAGACUCACAAAUACUCGUACGGAGUAUCCGUGAGUCAAAAAUGAAUUUACAAAGCUGUUCCUCGCAUUCUGAGCUGGGAAAAUGGGUGAAUGUUUUAGUCAUACACACUGGAGGAACUAUUGGAAUGAACAAAACCGAGCACGGUUGGUACAUAUAUAUACAUUAACUGUUUCAUUACAUCUAUGAUCAAUAUUAAUAAACCAUGCAUAUAGAAAGCCAUACUCAGGCCGAUUAUUGCUUGGCUGUUCCUCGGCGAGUUGCGAGCGCGAUUAAACAUAUCUAGCGUGUUGCCAUUUGAGUGCGUUUUGGAUAGAUAGAUAAAUAAAUAUAUAGAUAGAUUGUUUCAUAAGAUUUUACAUCGCAGCUCAAAAUACUAGCUGAAUUGCGUAAAAUUUGAAUUUAUUAAAUUUAGUACACAGUGUGUAUAAAAAAAAGUAUAGCCUUUCAAAUUCAAAUUAACGAUAAUUAUAAGUGAUUCGAUGGUUCUCAACUGCUUUGAGUUAAAGCGUCAUUGUCAACCACAAUGCAUUUGAUUACAUCUUAACUUCGAAAGUGACAAAUAGCAACAAAUGACGAUUAUAAACAUUUCUUUGGUGCAAUUUUAGUAUAAAAAAGUUUAAAUGAGCUAGUUAUAACCGCAGGAUUAUGGCGUUCCAUUCCGGUCAAAAUUAUUUCAAGUCAAUAAGUAAUAUUCAAACAUCAUAUCAACAUGUUAUAACUCUCAAUAUAAUGUUGAAAAUAUCAAGAUAAAAUUCAAACUCAAAAAAAUAAAACGAAAGUUUAAAGCAUGCACUUGAAAAAUGCAAAAUACAUUUCAAACCUCAAAUAUACAUGAAAACUAAACGCAAGUCCUAACUAGAAAUUUAUAAUACGAAACUCCCAAAUGGUAAGUCAAAGCCGCGGCUCAUAAGUCAAAGAUAUAAAUCGAAAGGGAACGGAAGCACGCAACUUAAAAUGCAGAGGAAGUCAGCAAACGGAAGUUAACCUACUGCAACAGUCUUCAUGCAAACAGAAAGAAGAAGUCAGCAAACGGAAGUUAGACUACUGCAACAGUCUUCUAUUUCGUGUCACAGAUGUACAUCUGUCUAAACUACAACGGCUACAAAAUACAGCAGCACAUCUUAUCUAUUCUAUCCCUAAACAUGAUCACAUCACUCCGACUCUCAUCAAACUACACUGGCUUCCCGUUCGAUUAAGGAUCAAGUUCAAAAUUGCCAUGCUUGCUUUUAAAUGUAUCCAUCAGUAUGCACCUCUCUAUCUUGUCAAUCUUUUGAAAGUAAGAAAGACAUUGUGCUAUAGUCUAAGAUCUAACGAAGGCACAUUGCUUGAAGACUAUAGUACAAAAACAAAGAAAACACUCGGCGACAGAGCAUUCGUAACCUCCGCUCCAAAAAUCUGGAAUGAAUUACCUAUGAAUAUAAGAAAUCUGCAUAACUUUAGUAUUUUCAAGAAAUUAGUUAAGACUUAGUAUUUUGAAGAAGCCUUUAAUGUAAAUACUCCAUGUAACAUAUAAUCUAUCGGGUGCCCCCCAAAAAACUAUACCCUGUUUGACUUCAAAUAACGUAAAAACCAUAAAAGCUAUUUCACUAAAAUAAAAACCAUUGUAUUCACAAAGGAUUAACUUAGAUUUUGAUAUAUAGCAUUUAAUUUCCGUGCGAUAUUGACGUAAAUACAAGUGUUUGAAGUUGCGAGGAGCUUUUAGAAAUUGCCAAAAAACCACAAAAAUCACCGCAUCAAACUAAAUUGAAAGCAGUUGUCACUUUACAUGGAAUCUUUUUAACUUCAGUGAUUUUAUCUUUAAUUUUAGGUUAUUCCCUUCCAAAUUUAUUUGUAAAAAUAAAAAUUAAGUACACUUAAAGAUUGAUUCUUAGGAAUAAAACAAAUGGUAUUCAGCAGCCAAGGAAUCUUAGACAAUUGCAUGAGGCAAUCAUUUCUGCUUGUGAAUCUAAGAAUCUUUGGAUCAACAAAUGAUCCAAACGCUUCUGAUAGCAUGAUUUCUAGAGCACAACGGUGCAUACAUUCAGGCUCAAAGACACGCUUUUCCUGAUGAGUAAACUCAUAUUAUAGUUACUUCCUUUUGUAGUUUUGUACAUAAAUGCAUUCUUUUAGCUAUAGAAUAAAAAUAAUCAACAAUUUGAUAUACUGUUUUAUGCUAUUUUUGACCUUUUCAGAAAUGGUAGUUCAACUUUGAAAUGUUAAUAGGUCUGUCAGCAUCGCGCGGAAAAUUAAAUGUUAUAUAUAUCAAAAUCUAAAUUAAUCCUUUGUGUAUACAAUGCUUUUUAUUUUAUUUUAAUGUAAUAGCUUUUAUAGGUUUUACGUUACGUGAAAUCAAACAGGGUAUAGUUUUUUUGGAUACCCGGUAUAUAAUCUUGUUUAUAUUUUUAGUUAGUAACCAUUCAGCAUAGAACAUAAAAUAAUAUAUACUAUAACAUGUUAAUUUGCGCAAAUAUGUUUUGUGAUGCGCAUUUGAUCAUAUACUAUAACAUGUUAAUUUGCGCAAUAUAUUAAUAUUAUUAUUAUUAACCAAAAACAUUGCUGUGCUCGUCUUUUAAAAAUAACAUUUACUGUGAUUCAGCCGAAUAUCUUUCUCGCCGUCUGGAUGUUUUCGAGAUAAAUAUUCUUCUCAAUCUCACAAGGAUUAAUAUCCUCUAGAACAACAACUUUUGUCAGAUAUGUGCACCCUUCAUGUGCGUCAAAGGGAAAGAUGCGAAGCACUUUCCUUUCGCCCGUUGUUGGAGGACCACGGUAUGGUGUUCAGGCAAGUAUGGGACAAUGGGAAUAUUAACCAUUUAUGGUGUAGGAAGACCAAGACUGUACGUAUAACAACAGGUGAUCGAAACUCUCAAUUCUUAAGUUGGACUUUCCUGGGCAGAAAUUGCAAGAAAUUUUGAGUAUCUGAGAGUACAAUACGACAACGUCGACGUUCAUCACAUUCUAUCAUAAGGGACAAUGAUCUUGAUCUACUUGUUCGUGGUAUCGUAUAACACCCAGGAUUGGCUAUAGAUUAGUACAAGAACAUUUAUAUUUCUUUCGUAAAUAUCCAGACGGCGAGAAAGAUAUUUGGCUGAAUCAUAGUAAAUGUUAUUGUUAAAAGACGAGCUCAGCAAUGUUUGUGGUUACCUUCCGUUUCCUGACUUCCUCUGUAUAUUAAGUUGCUUACUUCCGUUUCCUUUCGAUUUAUUAUAUAUUUGACUUUCGAUGUACUUUUAUGAGCCGCGGCUUUGACUUAUCAUUCGGGAGUUCGUAUUAUACCAUAUAUUAUACUAAUUUCUAGUUAUAGGACUUGCGUUUAGUUUUCAUGUAUAUCCUUUGAGGUUUGAAAUGUAUUUUGCAUUUUUCAAAUAUAUGCUUUAAACUUUCGUUUUAUUUAUUUAUUUUUUUUAGUUUAAUUAUUAAUUAAAUUUUAUCUUGAUAUUUUCAACAUUAUAUUGAGAGUUAUAACAUGUUGAUAUGUUUGAUUAUUACUUAUUUACUUGAAAUAAUUUUGACCGGAACGGAACGCCAUGAAGGAUGCAUGGUAGUAAUAUAUUAUGGAUGAAACCAGAGGAUUGAAACCGAAACCGAUAUUAUUCCGCCAUUAAAAUGGCCGCCAAGCAGGUUUGGGAGCACAAUAUGCUGUGGUUGACAAUGACUCUCUAAUGAUACGCGAGGAAAAUAAGUCUCAUUUACAAAAGAGAUCAAUUGUAACUUCAUUGUACUGUAAAGGGUAUUUCAUUGAGUUGUUCGUACAUUGACAUGUCCCAUUAUGCUUGAUUUAAAUUUGAAAAGCUAUACUAUUUUUUAUACACGGCAGAAUAACAAUUAUAUUAACUAGGCAGAGUAACAAUAGGACACGAAGUCCCUUACAAGGUUAACUGCUUCACUCCCACAAUUACACUAACAAUCAAAGUCAGCCAAUAAGUAAAUAAAUUCAUGGUGGUGACAUUGACAUUCUGGACAAAUAAUUUUGUACGACCUGAUGUUGUCCCCAUCAAACACUGAUCGUAGCCUUUCAAAAUAGAAUUCUUUCAACUUCACUCUGAACUCAGUUAAGGAACUGCUAGAUUCCAAAUAUUUACAAUACGUACAAAAUAAGAAUCUAUAAAACUGGAAGUUUUCAAAGUACAGUUCUGUCGUAAAUACAGACCUAAAGACGAGCGCCUUGUAACUCCAGCAGAAAAGUUAAGUAUAAUUAGAUAAAUCUAUACUGUAGUAUAUAUGCCUACUUUACUAAUAGCUUUAACUGGACAAGUCGAUCGUGAUAGUUUGCCUCAGUAUAUAAGCGAACGUAAAGCCUCAUUAAUAUCAUUAUCGUGAUUCAAGCUACGCAAAAUUGGUGAUUCUUAUUGGAUGCGGACCCUCUUGCCGUGUUAGCCAUAUGAUAAUUAUUUGUCUCCAUGAUCACUCAUGAUGUCUUUAGUUUAUAUAUAGCUAUUGUAAAAUAUAGCGCACAGAAUCGUUUGAAUGCUGUUGUAUAAGCAUUGAAUUAUUUGCAUACAGUUUUAAGAUAUUAUGUAACGUAUAAUAGGUAAUUAAUAGCUUUAUUAUAGCAUGACCAUAAAUUUACAGUAUUACUAAAGCAUUACAAACAUGCAAUAUAUAGAAGAAACUAUGAUAAACUAGGACUAUUACAGAUUACUAUUUGUGGAAUGAUUUAUACUAGACUAAUACAAUAUUAAGAAGAAUUAAGAGGACAGAAAGAAGACAAGUAUGCUAUUUACAAAUAAGGUGGUUAUUACAACCUUUGCUAAUCUGCAUGCAUUCCCGGUUUCAAGGGCAUGUAGUAAAACACUGACUACCGGAACACCGGAACACCACCACUUUGUUUGGGGUUAGGGUUAGGGUUUGGGGUUAGGGUUGGUGUUGGGGUUAGGUGGUGUUCCGGUAGUCAGUGUUUUACUACAUGCCGGUUUCAAGGUAUUCAAGUCUUUGCUCGAAACAUGAGUAAACAAAUUUUGAAAGUUUGGUUAUGAUUUCACUACAGUUGACUUCAUUCUGUCCGUAGCCUGCGAACAGGCUCUCAAGCUGAAUUGAGAGCCUGCAUCGAUGACUAAUGAAUUUGAAUAUCUGCCCCGUAACGUUCGUUUUUCCAAAUAUGGAAUGUCUAUCCUUAUAUGGUGUUGUUUACAACUUUCGUGCAAACUAAAUUUAGACCGUGCAACCUAAAUUUAGACCGUACAGUUUAUACUGUUUUUCGAAAUAUAAGAUAUUCAAGCAAAAGUUCAAAUGUUUUAAAUACUGUUUUCUCAAAACAGAACAUUUUGUGCCUUGAGAUAAGACGGCCAAGACCAAUUUGAUCAGUUAAUGUGUUUUUUAUGCAUAGUGCUUCAGCAGUUGACAUAUAUAGAGCUCAGCGGAAACAUAUAAAUUAUAGCAUCUGACCAAUGAGAAUUUCGCGUCACGAUUUGAGACGCAGAUAUUCAAAUUCAUUAGUCAUCGAUGCAGGCUCUCAAUUCAGCUUGAGCCUGUUCGCAGGCUAUUCUGUCCGCUGAUAGAGUUUGAUAGUUUAGAUUAAUCUCGUCAGAUGAAGCAUUCUCUAGUGAACUUCGAAGGUUUGCCGACGAGUUGCUCAUAGGCUUUGCAAGAUAGAAGAUGGGUUUUUUACUUUCCACCUCUCCUGAAUUGCAGAUUUUACAUAAGCGUUCUUCACGCGGUAUAUUUUGAUAGUGCCCGAUCUCAAUUUGGAGGUUAUGGUUGCUGAUUCUAAAUCUUGAAAGACAUUUUCUUUUGUAUGGAUCUUUCACAAGUAAUGGUAUAUGGUAUGGUAUGGUAAAACUUCAUUUAAACACGCCAGCCUCGAUCAACGUGAACUGCUUUUCAUGAGGGGCGUCACACAAUAACUAUUUACAAAUUAAAGAAUAUAUACACAUUAAACCAUAUACAAGUUAAACUAUAUAUAUAGAAAAUCAAGGAAGCAAAGGAUAAUAGAAAAGUAGGAAUUGUAUAAAAACUUUAAAAGCGAUCCAAAGGAGCACUGUCAUUUUCAAGGAGUUAAUUUAACUCCAGUGGUAUUAUUCUGCAUGCAUGAACCUAAUUUUACUCCACAUUUGGAGUUAAUUGAGGUACAGUAUAACUCCAGCGGAGUUAAAGUAACUCCCCGAAAUUAACAGUGAGGUGUUCGUGCCGGACGUAUUUUUCUUUUAAAAGAAGAAAGGGUUUCAGAAUUUUUUGAAUCCUCACAAAGAUGAUUCCAUGGCAUGGCACCUCUAUAUCGAAAACUUUUCUUUAAAAAUUCACUAUUAGGCUUAGUUAGGCAUAGGUCCGUAUCGCUACUACGCAAAUCAUAAUUAGACUGAAUUGUGUUUCUUCUGCAGAAACACUCGUUUAGAUUAGGGGCAGUGUGGUUAUCAAGUAUUUUGUACAUCAUCAUUAAUUUACUUUCUAAACGUUUCACAUCAAGUGUUUGCCAACCGAGAGCAUCCAAAACAUCAGUAGACCUAAUAUCAUAACUGACUCCAGUAAUAACUCUAGCUGCACGGGAUUGAAAUUUAUGUAGUUUAUCUUGAAAUGUUUUCCCACAGAUAUCCCACAAAGGGGAACAAUAAUCAAAGGAGGUUGAAUUAAUGCUUUGUAAAUUGUUUGCAGAGGGGACAAAGGGCUUUAUACGUUUCAUGGCCUCAAUUCCACCACUGACUUUACAACAUAUCGAAUCGAAGUGUGCAUGCAUCCCAAGUUAAUUUUUCGUCAAUGUCCAUCCCUAAACAUGUAUAUUUACUGGUUGGAGGGACUGGGGUAUUAUUCAUCAAUAUUGGCGUAUUUCAAAUUUUAUUGAUAAGGUUAUAAGAUGACGCAAUAAACAUGACUUUUGUUUUGGUGGGAUGAUGUUGAAGAUUAUUUUUUAAAAGCCACCUCUGAAUAUAAUUUAGAUUAUCAUAGUCAUAGUUCAUGAUAUAUUGUGAUUGUAAUUAUAUAUUUAGUGUAAUUUUUGUAAAUGUUUUGGUGGGACUUAAUAAGGAACAAAUAGUUCUGUUGUCCUUUCCAUCAAUCGUGCGAUUGUUAAGUUAAUAAAAAAUAAAUAAAAAAUUAAAUUUUGAGCUAAUGUCUCAAAAUCAUAUGAGGAAGACGAAAUUUGAGUAUCGUCUGCAUAUAGAGAUACGGAGUUGUUUUUUUUCAAGUGAUCUCGCAUGUCGUUUAAAUAAAGUAAAAAUAAGUUUUCGAGGUUGUGGUCCGUUUUGAAUGUUGAGUAGAAAGUCAGUUUGGAUGAAUUUUCAAGUUUAUGUUUCCAACAUGUUAAGUAUUUUUCCUCAAGGGUUUUGGUAAUAGUUUUAAUGUGUUCAGUCGCUACGGCUUCCAAAUUAAGGAUUUCUUCAUUUAGAUUUAAAUUUUUGAUAGUAUCCAUUGCAUUUCCGUAAAAAGAGAUUUUCUGCUUGGAGUGCAGAUCUUUCGCGAUUAGAAAAGCUUGCUUCGCAAUGGUUGUUUGGGGAAGAGAGUUUAAGUGAGUGAUGUAUUUGAAGACCCUUUUAUAUACGUUCAUGAUGAGAGGGAGUUUUCCAAGCUCAGCUCUGGAGCCAAUGUUACUUGCUUUCCUACUGAUAGCGAGGUAAAUUUUACAGAACUUAAGAUGAACUUUUCAAUUGGUGAUUUGUCCCAAAUGUUGAAAUCAUUUAUCACGUAUAUGUCCCCCAUACUUCCGAGUUGUAUACUAGGAUAGCAGUUAUAAUUGAAUCAAAUAUUUUAAUGGCAUAUUUGAGAUUGAGGCCAACGUAUAGAUACCAUAGAUAAUAGAUACGCGGUAAAGCAAGGCGAAAAAUGGAUGACAACAUGAUCAUUGUGAAUCUUACUAUGCUUAACAUAAAUGCAAUUUGUGACGUGCUUUUCUUUGUUAAAAUAUCAAUUAUUAUUAAAUUAUAAAUGCUGCUUUUGACGAGUCAGUGAAAGAGAGCAAUGCUGAAGCCGAAUUGAACGCCCUCCUAAACAUUUAGAGCAUCUUUUCGAAUAAUUUUAUCAGGUAAUUGCUUUAAUUUAAAAGUUCCUUUCCACGACCGCGACCCUACAAUGUGAUGCGUUUCUUUCAGUCUUUCGUACACGACGAGGUGGCAUUUUAACGUCCUACUUCUUUUAGCUUUUAUCUACAUGUAGUUUACUUGUUUAGAAAUUAUUGUCGAUCAUUUGAAUUUUGAAUAUGUUCGCCUUCGCAAAUCCCACAUACAUACAUACAUACAUACAUACAUACAUACAUACAUACAUACAUACAUACAUACAUACAUACAUACAUACAUACAUGCAUGCAUGCAUGCAUGUAUGUACCAAUCAUGGAGAUUAGCAUGCAUGCAUGCAUGCAUGCUAAUCUCCAUGAUUUAGGAAUUUUUUAUCAUUCAAUUUUUAAUGCUUUGAUCGUUUCCUAUGAUUUACUUCUUUAAAUGACAUAUGUGAAUAUGUGCAGAGUUUGGUCUUUUGCUAAUAUAGUAUUCUCAUAUAUUGCUGAAAUGUUGUUUUUAUGGAGAAAGAAAUUGACUCAAUAACAUCGACACAGACAAUGAGUAUUAUAAUAUCAGUUAGCAUCAUAACAUGCAAAUUGCAAUUUUUCUAUAUCACAAUAUGUGCAGAUUAAGACUAUGUUCUGUGUUUCGACAUGUGUUGAGUAUAUUUGUUUACAAUUAUUACAACCUCAAUAAACCAAGUUUCAUGCCGUUUGGCGUGAACAGUUUCGAGGAGUUCUAGACUAUACUGUAGCGCGGUUUCCCAACAACUUAACCGAAUAACUAAACCAUGGGCCAUGGCAAGCAAGGGAGUUAGUUAUAUUAUUCCAGUUGAUCAUAACAAGCUGUUUUGCAGAUCCAGCACGCACUGUUGCCAAAACGCAGUUUACUCCUUACCAUGGUCGACAAAAUCGAUCGGUCAAAAUAACUCAUUGGCUGCCAGUCAAAUCCUUAUCGAGUGUCAAUUUACAAAACUCAAGGCAGAAGUAAAGCCUGGUUCACAUAUGCCUGCGGUGUGUCGGCGGGCUAUUGUCUUUAGCAGUUCAACCAAAUAAUUCACAAAAGAAUGUAUGCAUCAACAGCUGUAAACAAUGACGUCGCCGGCAUAUGUGAACCAGGCUUAACCAACAACCUGUUAUGGUAUCAUAGAGAAAGAGAUCACUAUAAUUAUAUGUGUGCAAAUAGUCGGCCUAUUAUUUUAAGUUUCACUUAGGUCGCUUAAUUUGAGUAAUUUUAAGUUGCUUUAAGUCGUUAGCAUAUAUUUCACAGAUCCAACCAAUCACAACUUGGACUUUUACGUAAAUACAUCUGUAUAAUUGAAUAUAAGCUAUGCUAAGUCCUUCGGUGUAGGUCAACCCAUAUAAAUUUAGUUGCUCUACGUUGAACAGACUCUAGCAAUAAGAUAUUACGAAUAACGGACUGAGAGGGGGGCACAAUUGGCUACAAUAACCGAAACGAGAUCUAACAAUUGCUUUUUAAAGGGACUUUAAGGGCAUUACGAGACAUGUCUUUUGAACAGUUUCUUCUUAAAAAUCCAAGCAUUCGGGUUGUUCUAGCUGUAAUAUUUAUAUGAUCAAUGUGAGAAUUCCAAGAAAGGUCAUAAGAUAUUGACACUCCAAGGUCGACUUGACACACACUUCAAUUUUUCGUUCCUGGAAUCGACGCAUGCAAUAAGAACGGUCAAAUCCUUGGAGUUUCCUUGUAACUUUCACAAGUCAGAUUAAAGAUCAAAACAGUCUUGAACAGAUGUAAUACAUAUUAAACAUAUAGAGGUUGAGGGCUUUGUAUUUUCAAAUCUUCGGCAUUUUCAUAUAUUCGGUUCAGUGCACGCUAUGAAGACAGAAAUACCACCAUUCGAUUCAGAGAUAGAAGAUCAACUAAUUCCUCAUGAUAGUUAUAAUCAUUAUCAACAUUGUAGCGAUUUAUGGGCCUUUGAACUCAAACGAAAUCGUAUACUAUCACAGUUAUGCAAUUGUCUGAACAAAAAUAGACUAGCCAUACCUUUCGCCGAACAUAUUAAACUUCGGCCCCUCGAACAUAUCGUCUUUGUAAUAGUCUUGUUCGAAUCGCUAUCACAAACACUAUUUAGAGUGUUAUUUGCAAGCUUGUAUCUUCAAAUUUGCAUCUUUUAUCACGGUAUUUCCAAUUCCAUUUCUGGUCCGACUGUGAGCUCGAAGUGAGCUGACCAAACCGGAAAUACAACUUAAACAAGUCAAAACAAUACGACGUUCGGUAUCGUAUGACUCUGGAAAUGCCAGCCCCUCGAUGGCUAUCUUUGAAUAAAACAGGGGAACGGGGAAUCCAGGAAUCGUGAUAAUUUAUAAUACUAAUUUAUAUUUAAUUAAGCUGAUGAGACGGGGAUUAGUGUGCUUGUUGGAAAACGCAUUUGUUUAGAAUAAUACAGACGAUAAACACACAGUAUACACUGCAAAUCAGCAGUAUAUAGCUCAUGCUUUAUAUGAUAAAUGUAUUAUCUAUGUAUAUAGCUCAUGCUAUAUAUAUAGCUCAUGCUUUAUAUGAUAAAUGUAUUAUCUAUGUGAUAAUGUAUAUCUCGAUGUAAUCUAGUAAUCAUGAAUUUUUUCUAGUAAUCAUAUAGUUUUAUUAAUUUCAAUCAGACAUUAGCUGCGUCUAUCUAGUUUUGUUCCAACGCGCAAGUUUUUUGAAUUAAUAGACUGCAAAAUGCAUGCAUCAUAAAGGAGACGGGUUAACAUUAAAAACCCCACGCUACAUGUUAAAUAUUAAAGCAAACAGGCGCAUUUUAGUUUUCAUUCACGGAUACUUUGUAACCCCAAAUUAUUGAAUACUUUACCAUAUUUUGGAUUGCUUUUAAUUAAACAACUAAAAAUCGCGCAGGUUUUGUGUAAGCCAAGGUGUUGGAGUUUAACUACAUUCUGUUAGGUUUCGGGUCAUAUAUGUCCGUCUGAUCUAGAAAGAUAUCAGUGCAUCUCAUAUUACAUUUGCGAGUGACACGCAUAGUACUGUGUCAAUAGCUUUGUUAUUAAUUAAACGCCACACAAUCCCUAUAUUUUCCGCAUUUUACAACAUUUCGCAACCAAAUGUUCUUUCUAUUAAUUUAUGUUCUUUCUAGCUUGCCUAGAACAAAUUUAGCUUGUCUAUAAUGGGAAUCUAAAAAGCACGCCAAAGUUGGAUUACCUUUUGUACACUCUUUAUAUAAAUUGUUAUACAAUUCAAUACAUUCCCGGAUUCCCCAAUUCCCGGAAUCCCCAAUUCCCGGAAUCCCCAAUUUCCCAAUUCCCGGAUUUCCCAAUUCCCGGAUUUCCCAAUUCCCGGAUUCCCCAAUUCCCGGAUUCCCCAAUUCCUGUUUUAAGGAUAGCCGUAAUCGAUUCUACAGGUCAAAGUGCACCGUGAGAUUGACGUCAUCCCGGCUACAGGAACUCCUUAUUGGCCAUGAAACUGUUUAAGAAGUUGCUUUAAAUUCCAAAGAGCAGAAAAUCGUGAGCUUACAAAGAUAUUUUAAUUUCUUCAAUACUCAUAUUAUAUGCAUCAUGUCGAUCAUAUUUACGUGUCUUUGCGUUCAGUUGGUGCUGAGGCGUUCGGAUUCUGGCAGUGCGUUGUUUCAGUGGUUUUGGGGUUUUUGGGACACCCUGUAUACAGUAUACUGCGAAUUAAAAGGUUUUUAAUUGUAUGUUAGAUGAAUAUUUGUUGAAUUAAUUUGUACUCAAUAAAGUUUAACAAACACAAAAACACAAGUAUAGCACGUGACACGCGCGUGCGAGCAAAACCCGACAUCUUCAAAAAUUCAAAAUAAAUAUUUCUACCACAGCUGCCCAAAAGUGCGUGUUGUAAUUUUUACCCUCGCGCGUGGCGCUCGGGCAUGCAUCGAGUCUACUCAGUUUAUUAUUAUGACAAGCCGUUUAUUAUUAUGACAACCUUAGAAUGAACUUUUGAAGUUAAAACUUUGAGAGAAUGUAGUAAAAUUACCAGUGUUUGAAAUGAUGUAGAUUUUAUAUUGUUUUUGUUUGUAAUUUGCGAAAUAUUCAUACUCUAGUAAACGUUGUAAUAAAUUUCCGUUAAAAGUCUUGCCAACCUUGUCAUAAUAAUAAACUGAGUAGACUCGAUGCAUAAACUGAGUAGACUCGAUGCAUGAAAAAUAAGUAAUGUUUUGACGGCAUUUGACCCCCCCCCCCCGUUCGAAAGGUUAUUUUUCAGCCACCUCAGUAAACGAAUUAUCAGUCUUAUGUUUGAUUCGAAAGGAAUCAAUUGCUUAAAUGUUAAAUCCAUUUAGAACUGCCACUUGUUGCCUACCCUUCUACACAAAUUUGCAAUAUGGUCAUAAAAAUUAAGCUUAUUAUCUAACGUAACCCCCAGAAGCUUCACAGAUGGCGUUUGUUGAAGCAGUCAAGCAGAAGUCCUAAAACAGAGCCCUGUGGGAUCCCUCUGCUCGUUUCCACCCAGUCAGAAGUUUUAUCGAGGAUUUUAACUCCUCGUCAUUUUGUGACGAAGUUCCUGAUUAGCUGAGUACUCUACUACUGAUUUAGAUGGGCCAAAGCUUUGCUAGAAGUAAUUCGUGCGGCAAGCUAUCAAAAAUGCUUUGCUAAGAUAAUAAUGAAAACUUUAUUAAAUGGAUAUUUAGCUUAUAUAUACAAUUGCAAAUCUCACUUAUAUGAGGUAAUUUACAACUGGCUACUUAAUCACUGAUGAUAAAUACAAAAUAACUAUUAAGAUAACAAAAUGACAGUACGACGUUUAAACAGUAAACAGUUCCGGAUUCAUCCAGUCCUUGUUUCAACAACAAAAUAUAUAAAUAUAAUACGUUGUUCGGAUUGCAAUCGUCGUCAUUCUUCUAAUACAGUAGUUUUGAUGUUGUUUUGGAAAACCAAAAUCAUUAAGCAUUUCUAUGAAAGUAGAACAUUCUUUACCGAAAACACCAAGAGAACUAAUCGAAAGAUUUACAAAUUUUACUGAGUUGAAAUGUUCAUUUUGUUCCCUGAAUAAUUCUUUAUAAUAAUAAUAAUAAUGAUAAUGAUAAUAAUAAUGAGUAUGCGGAAAAAAGCUAUAACCACCACGUUGACAGGGAAAGCAGAGUAUUGGAGAACGAUGAAGUAAAAACUCUAUCGGAUUUCUCCAUAAAGAAGUAAAAGAACCAGAUCUAGUAAUAUUGAACAAGGAGGAGAAGACAACCCAUAUAGUGGACGUAGGCUGCCCAUUUGACACAAGAGUAAAGGAGAGGGAAAGACAAAGAUAGAAAAAUACACAGACCUUAAAUAUGAGUUACCAAAGGUAUGGAAAGGGGAAGUGACCAAGGUAUUUACACUGCCAGUCAUCAUAGGUGCCUUGGGAACGAUGACCAACAAUGUACAAAAUAACUUGGACAAGCUGAAAAUAGGACUGAAGUAAUGCAGGGGAUCUCCAAAAGAUUGGACUGCUUCCUUCCUGAGGAAGGUCUUAGACUCGUAACCUGCCAUCAAUAUACUGCAGGAAGUAGCAUUUAUUUAAACAGGGUGACUAGAGUUACACAAAGUAAUUUUCAUCUAGGCUCUAAGUAAUAUAUUAUUACUAUCGAUGCAAUAGAAGUGUUGAUAAAAUAUUGCAUUAAUUCAUUUCCUCAAGUUGAUCAAUUCAUUUGAUAGAAAAUUGAUCAACUUCCUGUAACUUACUGAGCCAAUUAGAUUUCAUUUCAGAACUGACCAAUACGAAACGCACAGGACGUAAAAAGAAAUUUGAAUUCGUAUGAAUUGAUAAACUUGAGAAAAUUAAUUGAUGCAAUAUUUUAUCAACACUUCUAUUGCAUCGACAGUAAUACUAAGACUAUAAAUAUCAAUAUAAAGAGUAACUAAUUUAAGUAGUUUUUACGAAAUGAGGAAAAUGAUAUUGGGUAUCUCACACUAUCAGCUAGUAAUAGAUUCCAUUCAUUAGCUGCCAAGAAGGCAAAAGUACAUUCACCAGCAUUAGUGUUCACUUUUGGAAGCUUCAAGUUGUUAUUUGUAAAGCUACGAGUAUUUACAUUAUGUACUUUGCUAAAAGGUAAAAGUAAACUAGUAAUAUAACUUGGAGAUAGAUUAUUUAACACUUUAUAAACUGUACUGGCACGGAAAUAUCGUAUUCUCUUGUGAACUGGAAGCCAUCCAAGUUCCAAAAAUAAAGGCAAUGAAAAUGAGGGUGUCUUAUGAUCGCAAUCUAAAAUCAGUCCGGCAGCUCUCUUCUGAAGACGAUGAAGUCUGUCCAAGUUUUGGGUAGAUGUAUUCCCCCAAAUCACACUUGUAACAGUAAGUCAGUAAUCCAUCAAGGAGAGAAUUAAACAUCGGUAGAAGGCUUUAUGAGCGUUUAGUGGCAGAUGGUGAUGUAUUCGUCGUAGUAUUCCUAAUCUUUGAGAUAUCUUUUUACACAACAGAUCGAUAUGCAGACCAGCUCAAAGUUUGAUCGAACUGAACACCAAGUAAUCUUCCAUCAAGCACAGUUUCAAUUUGGAAAUCAUUUAUAGUAAUGUUUAAAUCCUGCGGGAUCUCAUACACUUUCCUGGUUGAUGCUAUAAACAUUGCCUUAGUUUUCUGUUCGUUGAGAACCAUUUUAUUCGUUUUGUUUUUACCCAUUGUAUAAUGGGUAAAAUUUCGGUACUGAGUUGUUCUUGUACACUCUGGACUGAACAACCAGAUACAUACUGAGUAGAAUCAUCUUCAAACAUAUCUAUUUGGGUGUCACUCAGGUGUAAGGGAAGGUCAUUCAUAUGGAUAAUAAUAAGGGCCUAGAAUUGACCCUUGCAGUACACCUGAUUUAAUGGAUGCUUUAGAAGAAAGCACAUUUUCGAUUUUCACUUGAAAUUCUGAGUCUUUGAGGUGAGAAGUAAACCAAGACAAUGCGUGAUGCUAAUGAUCGUCCAAACCAUACAAGUGCAAUUUCUGGAGCAGUAAUGAAUGAUCAACAAGAUCAAAGGCUUUACGUAGACCUAUUAACAUUGUUUAUAAAGGAACACUCUACUAAAAAUAUAUUGAGGUGCAAACAAGAGAUUGUACUUACGUUAGGUUAGGUUACUGGCGAAGUUUGAAAAGACAAUUCUUUUUAGGUAAGGAGGAAUUGCUCAUCGAAGUUUGUAAAAUCUCUGUUAUUUACAUGCGGCUAAAUCGAGGAAUGCACACAUUAUUUGCCCGACGCCAUCUUGAAUUCCGCGCAAGACCUCAUUGACCUGGGUCUCAGUUAUGAUGUCAUAGUAUCAACCAUGAAUGAUGUAAUCAAAACAAACGUAUUCGCGGGAAAAUUAAAAUAGUGGAUUUUGAUUGGAUAAUUGUCGCUCGCUCAUGCCCAGUAUGGCCGUUUGGAAUGUUGGAAUUUUGGCUCCCAAAUAAUCAAGACCUCUGAAUCAAGACCAACAGCUGCAUUCGUCUCAAAUUUAAGCAGUUGGCUCUUCACAAAGUCUACAUCAUCCAUUGCAAUACUGAACUUAGUGUCACUUAAGCAGUUAAGCAUUUGAACUCGAUAAAUUUCUUUAGUUUAUGAAAGCUUGUUGUAAGUAUAGGUGUUUUAACCAUAAAUUCAGAUGUAAUAUUAGCAAAAUACCUACAGAAAGAAUCAGCUAUCCCAUGGGAGUCCUUGAUCUCGACCCCAUCCUCUUUUAUUGAUCUUACAGAGAAGGAUUUUUUAUCACGUUUCAAGAUGCCAUUAAUCGAGUUCCACAUUUUUCCAGGGUGACCUUCGUUUUCUUCAAUAGAUGAUCUGUAAAAUUCCCGUUUGCUUCUUUUUAUUAGCCAGACUACUUCGUUACGCGCUCUACAGUAAAGACGCCACUCCUCAGUGUUUCUGUUGGCUUUACCAGAAACAUUAAUAGCCUCUUUAAGAAGACGAUCUCGUUUCUUCAUCUCAGACAAGAUUUCUGGUUUCAUCCAAGGGGGCUGGCGCCAUAAUUUAACACGUUUCUCUUUCAUAGGCGCGUGAUCAUUGAUAAAGUCAUUGAAUAAUCGCUCAAAUGUAUCUAAGGCUACAUCCGAAUCAGUUAUCAGUGUCAAUAGCAGCCUUAAUAGCAGCCUUAAUAGCAGCCUUAAUAGCAACUCUUACCAAGGAAUGUUCUCAAGGUCCUUGAUGAACUUAGCGCUAUCAAACAUCUUAAAACAACGAUAUUUAAUAGUUAAAUGAGACUUUGCUUUGCAUAGUCCCCAGGAUCAAGUGUAACAACCCCGACAUACUGUUAGGCAUCAAGAUUAAACUUCCAAUUUUCCAUUAGAUUAAGUAACGACGUACGACAUCCAUGAUAUUUACGAAAAGCCGAUUGAUUACGAACCAAUAGUAGACAUUUUUCGAAUAUGGUGUCAAAUAUAAUUAAUACCAGCUCAGGUCUAUACAGGAUUUCUCCAUAUUAUCCUGAUCCUGCCCCUUCUUAAAUAUUGGAGUUAAUUGGCCAGAUUUCCAAUCAAUAGGAAUGUUACCAAGUCGAAUUUAUUAAAUUUGUCAGUGGCUGGAUAAUAAAAAUGAGAAAACUUUAUUUAAUCAUUUUGUUGUAUACUACAUUAAAAAGGACAAAAAUUUAUUUAAGAGUUAGUAUUUGUCCAUGAGAUAAAAUUGUUUUUGUUUAUCUGUCCAUAAAAACACGACCUGAACUACGGGUUAAACUACACUGUUAUCAAUAAAAGUCUAAACAAUUAACAAUCCUUCCGAUUUCGCUAAGUAUUUCAAUGCUGUUGAUGUCAUAGUUCACUUCUUGCUUAAUUGUUCUAGAUCCUCUUAAGCACAAUACUGCAGAUCUUAGUAAAUUAAAAGACAGUUUUGCCAAUGCAUUACCAUGCUAUGUUCGACCUACUUCCUCCCCGACAGUUUCAACGCAAGUUCUGCAAGGAAUCGCUCAGUUUCUCUACUAUUUCCCCCAUAAGGCGUGAAGAUUAAUGGAGUAAAGGAACCAUGCUCAACACUCGUUGAUUGUAUUGUCUCUUCUUUUCGUUUUCGUUGCUUCCGAACGCUGUGUCCAAUUUCUGGUUAUUAAGGUGACUCUUUGCGAAUGGGUUAAAAACCCUUACAUCAUAAAAUGCACGUUGCCCCCUUUGCCAGUUAGCAGCCAGCAUAUUUUUAGAUAUUCUUUCUGAUCAGCAUGCAAUAGAGGUGUCAGAAAUUCUGACAGCCAGGGGCGGCGGAAAGCCGAUAAUUGGGGGGGGGCUGAUAUUCAUAUAUUCAUGUUCUGCAUCAUUUAUUUCCUUUGAAAGCGAUUGUUUUUACAGUCUGUGAACACGAAUAUAUGAAUAUCAGCCCCCCCUCAAUUAUCGACUUUCCGCCACCCCUGCUGACAACCCUAUCACUUAGCAUAUUUUUUAGAUAUUCUCUCUGGCCAGCAUUUGGGGUGUCCAAAAUUCUGACAACCCUAUCCGUUAGAAUUUGUUUAGAGAUUCUCUCUGGCCGGCAAUAGAAGUGUCAGAAUUCUGACAACCCUACAAUUAGCAUAUUUUUUUGAUAUUCCCUCCGGCCAGCAAUAGGGGUGUCCGACAUUCUGACAACCCUAUUAGUUAGCAAUUUUUUAGGUAUUUUCUCUGGCCAGCUAUAGGGGUGUCCGAAAUUCUGACAACCCUAUUAGUUAGCAUAUUUUUUUAGAUAUUCCCUCCGGCCAGCAAUACUUGUGUCCCGUGUCCGAAAUUCUCACAACCCUAUUAGUUAACAUAUUUUUUAGGUAUUUUUCUGACCAGCAAUACUUGUGUCCGAAAUUCUCACAACCCUGUUAGUUAGCAUAUUUUCUGGCCAGAAAUAGGGGUGUCAGAAAUUCUGACAACGAACCCUAUCAGUUAGCAUAUAUUUUAGAUGUUCUCUCUGGCCAGCAAUAGGGGUGUCAGAAAUCCUGACAACCCUAUCAACUAGCAUAUUUUUUAGAUAUUCUCUCUGCUCAGCAAUAGGAGUGUCAGAAAUUCUGACAACCCUAUCAGUUAGCAUAUUUUUCAGAUAUUCUCUCUGGCCAGCAAUGGAAGUGUCAGAAAUUCUGACAACCCUAUAUCAGUUAACAUUUUUUACAAAAGUACGUUCAAGUAUUUUGCAGACAGUAAAUUUAAUUCUGUUAAAAUGCAACUAUUUGGAUACAAAAUGAAAUCUUUUUUCAGUAGUCCACACAUUUAAGGAAUUAAAAGAUAAAUUUUUCAAUACUUCGCACAAUUGCACUCGAAAAACAAAAAAAUAAGAGUUUUAUUACUUUUUGAGGGAAAUCAACAUAAGUAUAGCAUAAAAAUGGGCUAGAAAUCUUGGUAACAUAUCACACAGUUAAAAUAAAUGUUUUAUGCGAAUAUAUUUUCGGCAAAAUUUAGUGGAAAAUAACAAAAAUUUACUUCAUACUCCUUCGAAUCUGCAUAAUAUCAAAUUAUUUUGAUAUUUUGCCGAAAGAUUACAUAAAUUCCGCGCACAAAUAAUACUCAAAAUAGGCAUUUUGGAAUUUCUCAAAAUUGUUUGGAACGCGUUAUAAGCUGAGGUUAAAAAUGUGAAUUCACGGAUUUCUUGUUCAUCCCUAGUUUACAUGGUAAUUUGUACUGUUUGUUUGCUGUCCCCAAGUUUGUCCAGUGAGAACAGUUGUUAAGGACAACAUAAAUGUUGCUCUUUCUAUUUAGGUCUAAAAUGUGGAGUCAACGUUAACAUGGCUGACUAUCUCAAGAAACUUUCAAUGUUCCACGAUAAUAAUUACGUACCAAAUGUGAGCAGAAAAAAACCUGAUGUUAGCCAUGAGAAAGAUAUUGAGGAGCUUGUUCUGCCGUAAGUAUUGAAAGUUCUUCUUUUUUUACUGUAAUAAUAUAUUCUGUGAUUACUUGUAUAUUUAGAGAUAGUUGUAAACCUGUAAGUGUAUUACUAAAUUAAUACAUUCAAGUAAAAUUUGAAUGGAAUGCUAAUGAAAUUAAGUGGAAUUCAAAACAUUGUAAUGAAAUAAAAACUCAAAAGUAUAAAAUAUUAGAAUAUGAUAGAAUUGAAUAGAAUGGAAGAGAAUAGAAUGGAAUGAAAUAGAAUGGAAUGAAAUAAAAUACAAUGUAAUGGAAUACAAUGGAGUACAAUGAAAUGGGCCUUAUGCAGGUUUCCGUCCAAUUUCCAGGAAUUUCAGUUACAAUACUGGACGUUUUAUAUAUGUUGUUUAUAUCAUUAUUACGAGUGUUCACCAACCAAAAUUUUGACUGAAUAGGAUUAAUUCCUCCUGAGUUACAGUGUAUUGGAAAAUAAAAGUGCUGACAUCAGCAUUAUUUUCAAACGCCUUCAGAAACUGUGUUAUAUACAAACACGAACAUUCUUAGAACGGUGAAAUUAAAAAUUUACGGUAAAGUUUGUUGACAGCAAAGUUUGUUUAAAGAGUAUUUCGAGACUUCUUACCUGAUAUAAGCAAGAAUCUAAACGUUUUGGCCCAAACUCGCCUUUAUUUUAGCAUUUGAUUUUUGGAUAAAUGCUUGGUGGUAUAAAAUGGCCAAUUUUAUACCACCAAGCGCUUAUUCAAAAAUCAAAUGCUAAAAUAAAUGCGAGUUUGAGCUAAAAUGUUUAAAUUCCUCUUUAUAUCAGAUAUGAAGUCCCGUCUUAACCUUAACCAAGAAUGUUCAACUAAAUUUUGUGUAUAACAGUUUCUGAAGGCGUUCAAAAAUAAUGCUGAUGUCAGCACUUUUAUUUUUCAAGAGCUGUAACUGAGGAGGAAUUAACCCUAUUGAUUCAAAAUUUUUGAUGAACACUCGUAAUAAUGAUAUAAACAACAUAUAAAACGUCCAGUAUUGUAACUGAAAUUCCUGGAAAUUGGAUGGAAACCUGCAUAUAACGCCCAUUGAUUAGAAUGGAACAGAAUAGAAUUAAAUGAAAUGGAAUAGACUGGAAUAGAAUGGAAUGAACUGAAAUGGAGUUCAUUGGAAUAGAAUGAAAUAGAAUGAAAUGGAAUAGACUGGAUUACAAUAGAAUGGAAUAGAAUAGCAUGAAAUGGAAUGGAAUAUAAUAGAAUGAAAUGGAAUAGAAUUAAAUUGAACAGAAUGGAUUAGAAUGAAGUAGAAUGGAGUAAAUAAAAUGGGAUAGAAGGAAAUGGAACAGGAUCAAAUGGAAUGAAAUAGAGGGAUAGAAUGGAAUAUAAUAAAAUAGAAUGGAAUGACAUGAAAUGAAAUGAGAUAGAACAGAAUAGAAUAAUGUAGAAUAUAAUGAAAUCUAAUGUAGAAAUAGAAUAGGCAAUAACUGAAUAGAAAUCCAGAACUAUAGAAUUGCAAGGUAACGGAAAAGUAUGAAUAGUUGAUCAAUAUGAUGGGAUGAAAUUAGGAAAAAACAGAAUGAUACUAGGUGAAAAUGUAUUAGAUUUGAAAAUUAGAAUGAAAUAGAAUACAAAUCAAACAGAAUGCAACGUCCCAUUGUGCAUGUAUAUGACACUUCUUCUCUUCACAUCUGACGAAGGUAAUGUGAACGACAUUAAAAUUCAAUGUUGCAAGGUACAGAGUAUUAAAAAUUUCUUCAGAAAGGCCAUAUUUCUGGCAAAGUUUGAUAUGUCAAAAAGUAACACUUUUACAGCACAAAAUUAUUGUACAAAUGCUUUUAACAGCCCACAUACAAAACACUCAAUAUAAUACUGUAGUUUGUAAUUAAAAUACAAGACAUGUCAGAGGUGAUUUUCUUCUAGGUUAUCAGAAUAUGAUGUCCGAGUGUUCUACUAUAUCAAAGAAUAUGCAAAGAAAAAGGACUCCACUAAUAUGCAAAUAGACGAUUGGCUUGAUAUAGCGAUGGAUGUGAAGAAUAAUUAUGACAAAUUUGAUAGUUUUAUUGUCCUCCAUGGAACAGAUACAAUGUCUUAUACAGCUUCAGUACUUUCCUUUAUGUUUCAAAAUUUGGACAAGUCUGUCAUACUUACUGGAUCACAGGUAAGACUGGCUGUGUCAAUCACUCAGGCCCAGUUUUGAUACCAAGGCUGUUGUUUUAAAUAUAUAUUCACAACCAAAGAAUAUCUAAAAACUUAUUACCAGGAGUUUCUCCUGGAAUCAGCCUUUAAACACUCAUGGCUUUGUGAAACGUUAAAGUGGAAGUCAAGUCCGUAUGAAAACAAACGGUUUGUUUACAUUUUGAACUGCUGUAUUUUUUAAAAUAUGAUGUACUGUCUGAAUAUCUAACACAAUUUUGGUUCGCUAUGCUUCUAAAUGAAUAUGAAAUAGAGUUUAUGUUCAGAAAAAUCGAAACAUUCGAAAUUUGGGCAAUGUUUACAUUAGAGGGUCCUCACAUUAUUAUGAGCAGAACCGAUGCGCAGAACGGACUUGACUUCCACUUUAAGGAAAGAAAGGAAAGCAUAUAUACAUUUUACUUGGUAGAAAACACGAGAGAAUGAAAAUAUAACAUGCGUCGUCUGUUUAGUAUGUUUUCUAACAUGGGAUUUGUAUUUGUAAAUUGGAGUGGACCACAUCCAUUUAUUGCGUUUGCUAAUAGAAAUUCUGAGCACAAGCUAUAGCUCAAAAUAUCCAACCAGACACCAAAACAUUAUAUAGAUCGCUUAGAUCACUGGGCGGAAUGAACUCUGGAAAACCGUUAGCAACGUCAAGAAUAGUGUGCUGGUUUUAAAUCAUAAUAAUCUUAGUUUCGAAUUAAUUCGAAUAAUCGUGGUUACGUUUAACAUAAUUUGUUUCAAAUCUAGCAACUUACAGUUUUCGAACAAUGGCAUCAUCUAUUCUUCUUCCUCAAUUAUAUUGCACUGUUACAUUGCUGUAGGUACCAAUAUUCGAACAACGAACUGAUGGUCGGGACAACUUGCUUGGUGCAUUGAUCAUUGCUGGUCAUUUUGUUAUACCAGAGGUUUGUCCAGUUUUGUGGAACAAUGGAACUAUGGAAACUAUUUAUAAAACUGUGGAACUAUGUUUGUAAAUCUGCUCCUUCCAACUGCCACAACAAUACUCUUUCCACCUUUACAGUCAAACCGGAUGUUCUCUUGCGAGCAACAUAGCAAUAUUGUCCCACAAUAUUGCAAUUUUGAUAGGCAGGUUGCUCCGAGCAAUUUGCAACCGACAUGAACAAAUUGCAAGUUGAAAUUCACAAAAGUUUUGUAAACAAAGCCUCUGAUUGGACUAUAAGAAAGGGGGAAGCACCAAUCCAGUUGCUCAGACUAUUUGAUUGGCUUCCCUCUUUCUUAUAAUCCAAUCAGAGGCUUUGCUUACAAAUCUUUUGUGAGUUUCCAACUUGCAAUUUGUUCGCGUCGGUUGCAAUUUGCUGAGAGCAAUCUGCCUAUCAAAAUUGCAAUAUUGUGGGAUAAUAUUGCAAUGUUGCUCGCAAGAGAACAUGCGGUUGACUGUAAUUAUAUCUACACUAGAAAUACAUGCAUGCAACAUGCACCCCUGGCUCACAUAUUCCAAAUAUUGUUUCAACAUGAAGUACUUCAAUAACGCCAACACGGAACGUAGGCUCGCGUCAUGCUAGCCAUGGCAACAGUAGGGCCUGAACUUCAGGUUAUGGCAACAAGAUAAUAGACAAUUCCGGCUAUCGACUAAUUUUUUAUCUAGAUAAGAAAAACGAAAUCUAUCAUUAUAGCUCAAAAGAGCAUCCUAAAAUUAGUAAAAUUACCGGCAAAGUUUGGUUACGAAAUGUUGUAAAAUACGGAAAAUAUAGCCAUGUGAAAUUAGCGAAUUUUCAGUAUUUUACUAGUUAUAAGUUAUGUAUUACGCGCGGUAAAAAUAACCAUUUUUGAGCAGAAAGUGGUUAUUUUCACCGCGCAUAAUUCUAAAAUACUGAAAAUUCGCUAAUUUCACAUGGCUUAUUUUUCGUAUUUUACAACACUUCGCAACCAAACUUUGCAAUUUUACUAAUAUAUUUUAGGCCAUGCUCUAAUUUUGAGCUAUAAUGAUAUAUAUAGAUUUCGCCUUUCUUGCCAUGCACGGAUAAAAAAUUAGUCGAUAGCUGCAAUUGUCUAUUGUUUUCUUAACUUUUUGUUCAAACAGCAAAAAUAUAUUAAUGUUUCACACUUUUAACCACAUAACUAUCGAUUUCUAAUAUAUAUAAAGUAGGUAUGUUAUUUUGCUUUCUAUGCAUGGGCUUUAUUAUAAUGUAAAAUUCAAUUUCAACGCGAAACGGCUUCGUAAAACGUUUUUAAAUGUUCAUUGAAAUUAUAAACUGCUCUUUGGCGAUGAACUCUUCGAUCAACUUUAAUAUUACGAGUAUUUUGAAAUGAAAUAAAUUUAAAUCCUACAGGUAGCUCUUGAAAAUAAUUUUCCUCUUUCUUUUAUAAAAAAUUAAAACAAGUGAACUUUCACAUCAUGAAUGAAAAGGAAAGCUGCAUGUGUGGUUCUGGUUCGAAUUUGUGGAGUUGAGGGUUGUAUGCACUAAUGUUCUUCAUUAUAUAUAAAAACUACUACAAAGACUUUUUUUGAAAUCAUCCAUAUUUAAAAAAAAAAAUUAUUUUAUAUAUUUAGGUAACAUUAUUUUUUGAUGGCAAUUUAUAUCGUGGUAACCGGACAACGAAAAUCAACUGUAGUGGUUUCCAUGCGUUUGAUUCACCCAAUCUUUCGCCGCUCGCAACAGUGAAAAUAAAAAUUGACGGUAAAGUUUGUUUACGGCUGUGAUUUACGAUAUAUAUGCCAAAAGCGCAACAAUAUGGUACAAUAAUAAGUCAAUUACUAGCAUAAUAAUAUACAUAAAAAUAUUACUCGACUGCAGGCCUUAAAAUAUCGGUCAGUCACGGACAAUGUCCGACCCAUUCGUGAAAUUGUCCGACGUAGAGAGGAAACCACCGACCUAUUAUGAUUGUUAUUUUGAUUAAAAAUAUGUUUUAAAAUAAAACUGCGGGUAUGUAUAGGUAUCACCUGCGAGGAAGGUUUACCAUAUGUGAGGUCAGUGAGGAAGGUUUAUGGUGGAACACUCUAACUUCUGGGGACCGUGUUUCUGUAGCAAGCGGUAACAUAUACAUCUGCUAGCAGUCGCCAGCCUGUACUGUUUAUGUGUAUAUAUGUAUGUGAUUACUAGAAAAUACAUGCAUGCAGAAACCCUGCCUUGCUGACAAAACCAUUGUAUCAAAGAUUUAGAUACGAUAAAGAUGUGCCACUCUGCGAAAAUUAUGUCCGAGAUUUUUUUAUAGCCGCCAUUUUGCCAGCAAGUGUCAAAUUCGUCAUAUAGCGCCAUAUAGAGACUGAUAUUCGUCAUAUCAGUCUCGCCGCCAUUUUGGCAGUAAGUGUUAUGCACUCGUCAUCUCGCGUAUAGUCACUCGUGAUCAGCACGGAAAAUUACGGACACGCAAACAUUAGGGAAAUACGUCGAGUGGCACAUCUUUAUCGUAUCUAGCUAAUCUUUGAUGUAUUUUCCGAACAUGAAGUAUCUAAAGUAGUUGUCAUGGUAACACAAUAAUUUUUUAAGAAUAUUCUUACAAAUGAAAAAUCGCCUAAAAAUAUCACUUUUAAUUACAAAAUUAUCAAUUUCCCAACAUAUAUAUGUUAGGUAUAUUAUACGUAAUAUAAGCUUCAAUUUAAGGUCAAUUCAACCACAAACGCUUCGCAAAACGUUUUAAAGUGUUCUUCAUAUAAAAACUAAACUGCCUGGCUUUAAUUAAAUGGAUGUAUAGAUAAACUUUGAGUUUGCAAUAAAAUGAUUUCAAAUUCUCGCAUGCAAAUAACUUUGCUUUCUUUUUUAUUUAAAAAAUUCAAUAUAAUAAAAAAGGGAAUCAAUAUUAAAAAUACACUGAAAUUAUAUGCUGUCUUGUUUAGUUGUUUUAUAUACGCAAACUCGCAAAGUCAAAAGGCCGUCAGGUUUUAAAGCAAUUAUAAAAUCAAUAUUUAAAACAAACUUACCUUCGUUAACGUCGGCUCCCUUCUUUUAGCCGAUUCUUUCGCCCUUUCUUUCUUGAAAUUUACAAAAUCUUGCAAAAAUGCGAUCAAAAAUGAAAUAUAUUUGCAAGAAAUUUAUCAAUCAUCAAAUCAAGAAAUGUUUGCUAUUUCAUUGUCAUCAUACAGUCGUUAUAAUGCAAACUUUAAAUUGGACCAAUCACAGUGUUCGCUAUUCAUGACAGUCCGCCAUAUUUUUGAGAUCAGUGAGGAUGAUCACCCACGCACAUUGAACUAUAAGCCCACGCGCAGUGAGCCACGCCCGCGAUUAUUGGUGAACUUUAAACUUCGCUAAUGCUUUCGUUUCCCCGGGUGUUAAUAGCCGGGGGGGAUUAGUACCCUCGCACGGCGCUUCGCGCCGUCGGCUCGGGGACAAUGCAAUCAACCAGCUGAUCAGUGCUAAAUACUAGUCAUUAGGAAUAAAAAGUGAUUUAAUUUGAAUGAACAUAAUUUAUAUAUUUUGCAAAUUGAAAAAGCUAAUGCAUAUUAUGUUGAGAAAGGUUUGAAAACCUGAAAUUUUAACUGGAAGAAAGUUGAAGAGUUUUUGCUGGGGCUUAAGUUGUCGAAUAUGAAUGACACAAAUUAUUUAAUAUCUUCGCAACAUUUACCGUUCAGAAUUAAUACAUUGUGCUGAUAUUAAUUCGGGUCAUUCAGAGUUAUUUCCGAGGCAAAUUUCCGAGCCAAAUUUCCGAGCCAAAUUUAGGCCAAUUUCUCUGCUAACAAGCUUUUCUAAAUUUUUUGAAAAAGUUAUGCAUAACCGCUUGAGCGAUUUUAUUGAAAGGAUACGAAAUUCUUUACUGCUGUCAAUUUGGUUUUCGAAAGAAUCACUCGACUUCAUUGGCGUUAACUCAUUUGGUUAACAAAAUCACAACAGCUAUUGAUCGUAAAGAGGUUACUGCUGGUGUAUUCCCAGCCUAGUCCCAGUCGUUCUGAAGCAAGCGCGAGAAAAAACGUGGAUGUGGUACAAGACUGGGACCUAGGUGUGACGUCACCGCUAAAGGUGCUCCAGAACGCCUAGCAGAUUUCAGUAUUUUUAAUAUGGCGGAAAAUUUAUAUAUACAAAUAACCUUGUAAAUACGACAAUGUUCGUUGAUCAUGUUCGAUGUCUACAUAACCAAAUUCAAACUGUAUUAAAAAUGUGCUCAAUUAAAAAAAAUUAUAUACAAAUUUACGAUACUGAGUCUGAGCAAUGGUCGUGAAUCGUUGAUCUUAUUUAUAUACUCGCAAGUUGUGAUCAACACUAGACCAUACGUACUGGUAUACACAACUACGCUUUCUACUUGACAGGUUUAAGUAGCUGAGGAGAUUGGAAAUGUUUGCCUGACAUGACAGUCUUGUCAAAACAUUUUUAGUCGGAGACUCGGCAUAAUUUUCAAGCUUCUAGAUAGCAUUUACUAUGGCUUUAUAUUUUAGUAAACACGAGUCAGAUUUAGUAGCCUUAAAAACGUAGCCUAUUUCAUUGUUCCGACAGCACUAGAGCAAAACUAAUGACUUAAUUAUAAACGCAAAGGAAAUUUCCAUAACAUUUUCUAUUUACAAAUGCGGUAUGCUUGGUAACCAGGCCAGGGACUACUUUUUUGAAAUCAGGGACCAUUUUACCGAAAUCUGCUAGGCUCUCUCGCCGAAGCGUUCCGCACAGCACACCCAGGCAUAAAACUUUUACUGUCGUUCCAAUUGAAGUGUUGCUGAAAUAUUGAUUCAAUACAUUACCUCGGGCCGACCUAUUCAUUUGAUCAAGUUCCUCGAGAUAUUCAUACACUUCCUGUGAAAGAGCCAAUUCCAAGUAUUUGAUCAUUUCUGGUCACUUCCUUUCUAUUUACGAUUGGUUAGUUGCACAAACAACAAAGGUGAUUGGUGCAUUCAAACUAUUCAACAGGAAGUUUACAAUUAUACUAGGAAGUGUAUGAAUAUCUCGAGGAACUUGAUCAAAUGAAUUAAUUGGUCAGUCCGAGGUAAUGUAUUGAAUCAAUAUUUGAGCAACACUUCAAUUGGAACGACAGUAAGACUUAUUUAAAUAUAUCAAAGCAGCGAAUAGAGAGAGCCUGGGACUAGGCUGGUGUAUUCCUAGAUCUUUCAAAAGCUUUUGACACUCUUGACCAUGAGAUUUUACUUGCUAAAUUACAACACUAUGACAUCAAUGGUAUAACUUUGAAGUGGAUAAAAAGCUACUUAGUGGGCCGUAAACAAUUUGUUCAGUUUAAAGAAUCGCGUUCCUCACAACAAACCAUAGUAUGUGGUAUUCCUCAGGGAUCUAUACUAGGCCCAUUGCUUUUCAUCUUAUAUAUCAAUGAUAUUUCGUAUGCUUCUACACUGACAGAGUCGCUGAUUUUUGCAGAUGACACCAGCAUAUUUUACUCGCAUUCUGAUCCAAACUACUUGGAGUCUGUAAUGAAUGAGGAAUUGCAGAUGUUUGAUGUUUGGAUGAAAUGUAAUAAACUAUGUUAUUUUCAAAUCGAGUAAGAAAAAAUUCCACACAAUUUUAUUUUUUGUUAUGGCAAUGAAAUACUUAAACAAGAAAACACCACAAAGUUUUUAGGUGUAUACAUUGAUCAACACCUUCAGUUGGCAUAAUAUAUAGGUCUCGUUUCUAUUUAUCAACUAAAACUAAAUUAUCUUUAUAUUAUACUUUGAUUUAUCCAUAUAUCACUUAUUGUAAUAUCGCCUGGUCAUCUACAUAUGUAACUAAUGUAAAUAGAAUAUUUUACUUACAAAAACGUGCAGUGCGAGCAAUAACAAAUUCUAAUUUUCGUGCCCACUCUACCCCUUUAUUCUCACAAUUAGGUAUACUAGAUAUAUUCAAAGUUAACUAACUCUAUACUGUAUAGCACGAUUUAUGUUCUGCUACAAUAGUCAAUUAUUACCAAUAUAUUUUUUGACUUAUUCACACGCAAUAAUCAAAUACAUAAUUACAACACUAGAUCAGCAACGAACUAUCGCACCUACACUUGUCGUACAAACCUCAAAAAAAUUACAAUACGUUAAUCAAGGACCAAAAAUUUGGAAUUCUCUGCUAACAAAUAUAAAAGAUUCACUUAGCCUCUAUAGUUUUAAGAAAACUAUGAUGGAAUUUCUACUUAAUUAUAGUUUGUGCCGCACAAAUGCACUACAUGCAGCUGUGAGUUAAAUAUCUAUUAUUUUCUAUAUCCCUAUAUUUUCUAUAUAAGUAUUAUUCAGUUAUAUUAAUAUCUUGAAGUGAUCUCAAAAUAAGCCUGAUGGUUUCAUGAGGUCUCCUCGCCACUUUAUUUAUAUUCUCCUAAUUUAUGUAAAUUUUAAUAAUAUGUGCGUGGCAAAUAAAUCAUUCAUUCAUUCAAAUUAAUUGAACCCACGGUCAUCGGACAUCAUCAAACAUAUGUCCUAUCAAAAUUCAUCGGACAUUUUGUCAGACGGCCUUGUAAAAGAUAUUUUAAGGCCUACUCGACUGUGAUUGGUUGAUUUUAGUGCAGUUAGUUAAUAUCAAAUAGCAGAGCAAAAUAACGUAACAAACAGAUCUCAGUGGUGGGAAAACAAUGGGAUCUAAAAUCAAAAUCUUCGUGUGAACACAAACGCAGUUGCUUCCAAGCAUCUCAGGCCUCAAAACUCGAAUGCUUUUCGUUGUAAUUGUAUUGUCAGUAUAAACUGAUUUACGAAAUCACGGCAUUUACAUAGAUAACAUUUAACAAAUCGUAAAUCGGUAUAGGUUUUUCGGUUUAUUACUUCUCAGGACCGUAGCAACCGGGGAGGGGGGGGAGGGGGGCUGCAGCCCUCACAAUAAUUUGCUAAUAAUCAUUCUGUUUUCAAAAUCAUGCACACGUUUAUCAUUUAAAUAAUAUACCUUUAAAAUACUGACAAUUGAUUAAUUUUAAGCGGCUACAUUAUCCAUGACAAACCGCAAAAAAUCAUACUACCCAUACUCUUUCCUGCAACUUCUCCAAUAUAUAGUUCAUUAAAUACUCCUUUGCCCAUUUUGUUCUACUAAAUUGUAAAUUUCGACAUCACAAAAACGCUGUUUUCUGACCAUCAUAAUUCUGUUAAAAACUCCCCCCAAAGUCCAGGUAAUGGCAUUUCAGAGACUCAAAAUUUAAAAAUUUCCUCGGGCCUUCCGUUUUCAGCCCCCCAAUAAAAUAGAGCUUCCUACGGCACCGCAUGCUUCUGUAAUAUGUCUGUGCGUAAAACAUGCGUAUUUUUGUUUGUAAAUUGCGUCUUCAUUUUCCGGAUAGCAAACAUCUUCGUUGCUUCGUACGUCAUGAAAUAUUGGCACAGUGUGAACACACGUAAUUCUGCCGGCAUUAUUUCGCUCGUGUAAUAUGAACGUGGUCUAUAUAUAAGAGCACGUGAUAUACGAUAAUGGUUAGAGUUACAAAUAAAUUGCAUAUAGCCUAAUUUUGUCUUUUGUAUUUUUUCAGUUCGCUGGGAUGCAAUAUUUUGCAGGAAUUUAAACAAACAGUUUCAUGUUAGUACAGAUUUGAAUCCAAAUGUUGGUGUCUUGAGAUUGUUCCCAGGGAUAACAAAUGAGACGGUAUGUAAUACACCGGAGCCGCAGCAAGUAAGCUAGUUUAGGAGAUUUAAGGCCUUUUUUCGUUACGAUCAGUUUGCAUUCUCGGGACAAACCGGCUUGAACAUACUCCAUGCAUGAACGUUAAAGUAGAAAUAAUGCAGCCUAGUUCCUGCCUUUCGCUUCUGCGAUGCUAGGCGCGCUGGAGAUAGAUGGGAAGCGAGAAGGCCUAUCACCAAAAUUCGCAAAUCUGCCUUUCUUGGAAACUUUUUUGCCCUUCGAGCGGCCCUACAAUCAGGGGCAAAAAAUAUUGAGACAUCACAUUCGCCCCCCACUUCCCCCCAAAACAAUUAUAUCAAAAAGCUAUCAAUAGCACGUAAAUGUCGCUAUGUCGGUCUAAACGUUUUAAUUUGCGAAAAUACCGUCUUCAAGUUGGUUUAUAUUAAGGUUAAUAAUUAACUAUUAGCGCGGGAAAUUUGAAUUUUUCAUAUCGUAAUUUUAUCGUUAAGUAAAAUAGCGCGCAGCCAGAGCCGAUGGACAAAAUUCAUAGUGGAAACCACGGCGUUCCUAUACUUAAUAACAUAUGGCCCAUUCGAUCUUCUAAUAUUUUCCACCGACGAAUUGUUUACGGCCGCUGUAUUUGAAGCUUUCUCUUUCUAACGAACAAUUUAUCUGAAACAGGUGUUCCGACUCAAGAUGCCCUUCUAUUCAUUUCCUAUUCUAUGGAACGGACUUGACUUCCACUUUAAGGAAAGAAAGGAAAGCAUAUAUACAUUUUACUUGGUAGAAAACACGAGAGAAUGAAAAUAUAACACGCGUCGUCUGUUUAGUAUGUUUUCUAACAUGGGAUUUGUAUUUGUAAAUUGGAGUGGACCACAUCCAUUUAUUGCGUUUGCUAAUAGAAAUUCUGAGCACAAGCUAUAGCUCAAAAUAUCCAGCCAGACACCAAAACAUCCAAACAUUAUAUAGAUCGCUUAGAUCACUGGGCGGAAUAAACUCUGGAAAACCGUUAGCAACGUCAAGAAUAGUGUGCUGGUUUUGAAUCAUAAUAAUCUUAGUUUCGAAUUAAUUCGAAUAACCGUGGUUACGUUUAACAUCAUUUGUUUCAAAUCUAGCAACUUACAGUUUUCGAACAACGGCAUCAUCCAUUAUUUUUCCUCAAUUAUAUUGUUACAUUGCUGUAGGUACCAAUAUUCGGACAACGAACUGAUGGUCGAGACAACUUGCUUGGUGCAUUGAUCACUGCUGGUCAUUUUGAUAGAUUUCGUUUGAUAGGAAACAUGCCUAUGUUAAGAAGUAUAAUGAUCCAUAUUUUUUUCAUUCUCUAUAGGUGAAGUCGAUCUGUCGCGCUCCAGUUGAAGGAAUAGUACUGGAAACAUUUGGGGCUGGCAAUUGUCCGGACCGUUUUAUUGAGAUCCUCAAAGAAGCAACUGAUAGAGGAGUGAUUAUUGUCAAUUGUACUCAGUGUUUGAAAGGAACUGUUAUCGGCAGUUAUGAAACUGGAAAGGUAGACAGUAUUGUUAUUAUAAAUAUCGAAACCUUAAGCAGAACUAUAAAGGUGUCGGUGGGGCUGCAGUUGCGUGCACCCGUAGUUCAAGCACCCACACCCCUCCACCUUUACGGGGUAGGAUAAACCGUCUCAAAAAGAACAAGAAAAAGGAGAGGUUGCAAUUUUUUGUAAUAGUUGGGGGGGGGUUACUGAAAAGUGUGCAUUGGUUUAAAAUGGGGGGAUGAACAAAAGACUGUCAUAAAGAUUGCUGAGCAACUGCAAGACGUUUUUUCAAAGUGCAGGCCUUUCAUGCGGUGAUUAUUUCGUUUAUGGAAGUUCCUUUAGAUAACACAUAACUUAUAAAUCUGUGCCAAAUGCUUGUGUUAACCCGUCAAAUUUUGUCCUCUGAAACAGGUGUUGUAAAAGUGGGGAUUGGAUUCUUCCUGUGGUAUAACAUUUCAGUGAUUCAAUCUCUGAGGUUGUGCCAAUAACCAGAUGAUCUUGAUACGCGGAAAAGUACUGGCACUAGUUGUCAAAUAGAAAUCCAUUUUAUGAUUAAAACAACUGAAUAUCUCCUGUAAUAUACUUUAUUUCGAUUCCAUAUUUUUGUCAGAGCUAUAGUUCUCAUAACCAAACAUAAUAACAAAAUUUCAACUAGUUUCAUAAAGAAUAACGAAAGAUAUAAUUGACUGAAUACAUGAAAAUGGAUUUCUAUUCGGACAACCCUUUCUGAGCGCUGAUUGGCUAAAAUACGAACACGAGAUCACCUGGAAUAGGAAGCUGCGGAUUGCUAGGGAUACAACAACCUUAAGAAUACAAGGAAACCUUCAAUUUUCUGCAUGUAGUUGUACCCCUAUCAAUCCAGUAGGGAGAAAAGUUCAAAGCUAUUCAAUAUAAAAACUUUAGUUAAGUUUAUCGGCUAGUUUCUGGCAAGAUUACUGUAAAUAAAUGAAGCUUGUUGUGUUUGUAGAUUCUGUUUGAUAUUGGUGUAGUGUGUGGUUCAGAUAUAACUUCCGAAGCAGCUCUGACAAAACUCACCUACGUAUUGGGUUAUCGUGAUAUGUCGCGAGAACAAAAGAAGAAGGUACGUGCUACACUCAGUGAGCUAGCUCCAUAUAUAUAUAUAUAUAUAUAUAUAUAUAUAUAUAUAUAUAUAUAUAUAUAUAUAUAUAUAUAUAUAUAUAUAUAUAUAUAUAUAUAUAUAUAUAUAUAUAUAUAUAUAUAUAUAUAUAUAUAUAUAUAUAUCAGGAGCGAGAACUCGAGUCCAAAAAGUGAAGCCACCAGUUUCGUGUUAACCGCGCAGACAAAAACAAUAGAAAGGUAUUGGAACUGACGUCCAAAAGCUCCUUCAAUUUCCGCCAUCUUGGCAAGGAGUGUGCCGAAAUUUCGUAUUUUGACAUCGAUCUAAAGAAUAACACUAUGGUUUUAUGAACUGAUAACUUGGUUAGCGAUACGGUCCGUUAGAAAAAACUAGCUGGGAAAGAUUUAGCUGGGAAAAUGGUAUAAAAGCUGUUUACGACCUUCAGAGCUAUUGAACGUCAAUGGCCGCCAUCUUGGCUUCACUUUUCUCAUUGGCCGAAUGACUGAAGUUCUUACUCCAGAUAUAUAUGGAGCUCACUGGCUAUACUUCAUUAAUGCCCCGUACAGGCACGAGCAAGUUUUCCUUGAAAACGUUUUCUUGACAGUUUUGUUAAAAUUAGUAAUAGUCAUUUAUAUUAUUGCAUAUAUAAAGUAUUUUGUUUUAAGCGCUAUGAUUGGACGCCAAUGGGGGACGGUGAUCACAUGACUUUCGAACACGUUGUUUAAUCCUUAUCGUAUGUGUCGAAGCGUAUACAUUUUAUUCAUAUAUCGUACACAUAAUACGUUUAUCUUUAUAUUAAAUAACAUGGUUUUUAACAUUACUUGAUCGUUUGUAUGAAAAAGCUAUAUAGUCAGGAAAAAGCGAAAAGCUAUAUAGUCAGGAGAAGGAGAACUUGACAAGUAUAAUUUUCGCAGUCAUUGCCAUUAAAUCUCGAUAUUUUGAAAUUCGGUUUUAGUUGAACUAUGGUAUCGUAGACAAUUUUCAACUAUUGUUUUGGAAGCAUGCUUUGAACGAAAAUUAUAUUUUUAAGGAACAAUUCGUCAAGGAAAAGUUGUUCGCGUGUACGUGGCUUAACUGCUUGUUUUGUUGCCAUGUUUCGGGUAAAUUUUAUUUUAAUUACAAAUAUUGUACAAGUUCGAGAUCUAUUGUAAGUUAAUUUAAUCCUUCACUUUAGUUAAUGGAAACCAACCUACGUGGAGAAAUGACUGAGGCUAUGGAUGAACCUCAAUUUUCUUUAACUCAAGACGGUUUCAUUCGCGCCAUUGCCUCCACGUCGAGAGCUAGCUUUGUUGAGGUAAUAGAAAGCGGGACGUAAUGAAGCCGGGCUCUGGAAAUAUAGGUGGAACACACCCCAUCCCCAACUCUGGAAAAACCGUAGACCUAAAAACUUGUCGGUCUAGAAAUAUUACAUUGAAAUUCUAAUUCAGAUAAAAUCCUAUAACGAUUCCUCUCGUAUUUUGCCUACUUUUUCAACUUUCAUUUGUUCAGGAAAUGCAUUUUAUUCGGAAGGCCUCGCAUCCUCUUCUAGUGUGCUCUGCUAUACAGAACGGUAACGCUAAUAUUGUAGAGGAAUUGUGUAAGAAGGUAUAUGGUUUAAAUGAAAACGCCCUCAUCCAAAAACAGGACUCGAUUUAAAUCCUUUCUGUGCAUAACUCAGUGGUUACCUUUGUUCCAUUCUAUGCUUACAUUAUCAUGGUUGUAACUAUAGGCAUGUGAGUUAUCGGCUGAAAAUUGGGUGACAACAGACAAAAACAUUCAGCGCCUGAAAUUGCCUGGAAACGAUAUCCAAUCCAAACAACUGGAAUUUCAGCAAAUUUUCAUGUAAAAUUUACCCCUUCCCAUGGAAUUUCCUUGUAAAAAUUACCCUUGCCCAUGGAAUUUCCAUUUUAGAUUAGGCCUUCCCCAUGGAAUUUCCAUUUAAAAUUUGGCCCUGUCCAUGGAAAAACAACUGUUGAAAAUAAAGCCUAACUUAGGCGGCAAAUAAAAAUAAAAAUUAUAAAAAUAUAAUUUUUAUAGCUUUUAUAUUAAAAAUGGCCGCCUAUUAAGUUAGGCUUUAUUUUCAACAGUAGCUUUUGGUCUCAUUCGAACACACAACACUCAUAUAAUGGUACUGAAAGUACUGAACACUCAUAUAAUGGUACCUUUUGCGAUCAGCAUUCAGUCCAGACAAUAUGUCCGACCAAUUUACGAUUUGAUCAGAAAAACUGUAAUUUGGUCGGAAAAUGUCCGAUCGUUAUUUCAAGCUAGGGUUUGACAUUCGCUAGCUGGUUAGGUCCAUGUGUAAUAUCUUAUAGUCAUCUGUUCAUAUUAAUAAAAUAUAGCAGGCAAAGCUUUUAGAAGAAUCAAUCGAAUACAGAAGGUAAUGCCAAAAAAAAUCGUCGACGGCAAAUAAUUGCCAUCGACAAUCUCAUUUUCGGCGACAUUAUCGGCAGCAAUUGCCAUUUGCCGUCGUUAAUUUCGAGGACUGUCCAUGCGUCUAUGGACAAAUUUUCAGAUGAACGAUUUUUCAGUCUACCGUUUGUUUAGUCAGACUUUUAAGAAACUGCGGCGAGUGGCCUUUCAGAAUAAGUAAAUUUUAGAACACUUCGUCAUGAAUGAGUGAAUUUAGUAUUUACAGCGACCUUAGCUUGUACAAAAAGGGCACUUUUCAUCACAAAAAAGGGCACUUUUGGUCCUUUGAAAAAAUUUGCAAUUGAAAAUUUUGCCAUUGGAAAAAUCCAAAACUCCAGGCUUAGAUACCUAGUUUUUUUUAUCACUUUGGGAGUAAUACUUAGCUCCAAAUGAUUUUUGGAGUUAGCCAGUAACUCCACAAUUCGUAUUUCAACUCAUUUAGUUUUGAAUUACACAAGCUAUUGAAGUGUAUAUUUUUUGAGAAGAGAAGGAAGUAUGGUUUGCCGAUUUUUUUUUUGUUUCUUCUUUGAAACGAUUUGAAAAAUGGCUACCAUGCAUAAUACUCACAGCAAAAAAAUAAUUUUCUUAUUUUAAGAAAAAAACCCAAUUUAUUUUGAGAAAUUGAACUUUAUUAUUCCGUCAGGCAUUUUACGAGGCCAACCAGAUCGUUAUUGAAGAAGAUCCUUCGUUGCCCAAACCGAGAAAGGUUAGUAAGGAGUUUGAGCUGCACACAAGUUGUAACAAGGUUGUUGUCAAGCCGACAUCAGGAUGUGUUCACACUGCAUGUUCCCAGUUGUUGUGACAAGUCUGGAACAAGUUGUUAUCACCUUGUUACAAGGUUGAUGACGGUAACAAACUUGCUACAGGUUGUUGCAACAUCUUUUAUACAGGCUGUUCGUAUAACAAGUUGCUACGAGCUCGUUGUCAUCAACUUGUUAAUAACCUGUUAUGUGCAGACGAUAUCAGACUUGUUGGAACAACUUGUUGCGUGCUUGUUGGCUUCAUCAACCUUGUUACAAGAUGAUAGCAACUAUUUCCAGACAAAAUAAUUCUCAAAGCCGUUCUUCAAAUGUGCUUGAGAGAAAUAAAAUAUAUAUAAGGUUUAUAUGUACAUUAACUUACUUCUGCAGAUCAAAAUACGAGAUGCCACAAGCCACCGUGAUGAACGCGUGAUGAUUCAAGCAUGGGUUCACAGAAUAAGAAGACAAGGUACUGUGUUUAGUUUGCUUUGCUUUGCACAGAGUGUACUUAAAUUUAAUUCAUUCAAACUAUUAUACUAAUUGAUUUCCCGAUGUUUCUUUUCAAGGGAAGACAUUGAUGUUUCUUCUUUUAAGAGAUGGUACUGGUUUUCUUCAAUGUGUGUUCUCUGACAAACUGGUAAGCAAUAGUACUGCUAAAAAAUAGAUAGAUAGAUAGAUAGAUAGAUGGAUAGAUUUCAUUUUCAUUGCAAGAAACAGAAGAACCUUUCUAUACGGACGUCUUUCCUGUGCACACACUUUUAUGCUCUUCGCUUUCGAUUUCCGUUUUGUGGAAAGGUCAGGUUAGGUUCCACAGGGUGGGCUAGUUCUCGUGCGAACCGUAUAAACGCCGGACUAGUAUCUAGUCCUUUGUUUUAGCCUUUUCAUUUUUUUCUUUGUUGUAUGUUUGUUUAAUCUAGUGUCAAACGUAUAAUGCGCUACUGUUGUCGACAGAGUCUACUGUGACUGUGUAUGGAAAGAUCUCUGCAGUUCUAGAAGCGAAGUCGGUAUGUUGGCUUCAGUUGUACCAUGCUCCCUACUAAUCGAACACAAUUUGCAAGGCUCUACACUGGGGAAAAAAUAUGAAAUCCAUACUACAAAAUUGGCAAUUGCACCACUAAAUCCAUAGUAUAUCCAUACUAUUUCGAUAUUAUAUCCAUAGUAUGGAAAUAUACAAUUUCGAUAAUCAAAAUCCAUUCUAUUUCCAACGAAGGUCCAUACAAUUUCCAUUCAAUUCUAUGACCUUAUAUGGAUUUUCAAAAUUUUUUCCAGUGUAGUCAUAAAGUUUUUGUUCAAAGCGAAUCCUUAAAAAAAGCUUUACUUAUAGAGGGGUUACCCUGUGGAACGAUAUACCCGUCGAUCUCGCUGGAGCUCAAUCUCUUGUAAAGUUUAAAUCUAAAAUUUUCUAAUAAUUGUAUUAUAUUAAUUUCUUUGCAUAUGUAGUCUGUAUUAACUAUUGUAAAUGUUUUGAUAUUUAUUUAUUAGAAAUUAGUUUGCUAGCAUUGGUACACGUCUUCAUUGAAGAGCAUAUAUUUUAACUUGUCUUUUUAAAAGAGGAUGUCAAUCAAUCAAUCAAUCAAUCAAUCAAUCAAUCAAUCAAACCGAUGAUUUUUCGUGGGUUUUUCCGCAAUGGAUUAUACUUAACAAUAAUCGGAUCAUGCAUGUGUAACAAUUCUGCACGACAUGAUAGAUUAAUCAGUACUCAUUUCACUGACAGAUAAUUGAUCCUGAUUUAAGUUUUCCGAAAAUUUAGUAGCUUAUGUCAUGUUGGAUCAUUUGGUUUACGUUGCUUUCAAAAUUUCUUUUCACAGACGGUGUUAUUAACUUUUGAAAAUUGAAAAAUCGCGCUGCGUUUCCAAAUUGCAUUCGUUGGGUCUGUGCCUUUACAGUAUCAUUUAGAAGUGUCAAAUGUAAACUAAACAUCGUCAUUGUCUUGUCAGUUGUCUACUUGUGUGAACUCUCCGAAUGCGCAGUCUAUAACCUUGAAGUACCUUGAGCAAACAAUUUUGAAUGUAAAUACUGACAGAAUUGUUGGGUAACAACAAGCGAGGAACAUGUAAAAUUUAAAUGAAUUAAUGAAUACGAUUAAUCGAUAUUCAAUCGAUUGUUAAUAACGAUUAUGAACCGAUGGGAUCAGCUAAUGUAGUUCUUACCAAAACAUAUUUAUGCCGGCAAACACCAGAAUUCCAUACAUGUGUUGGGUAAAUAUAUGCAUCAGAAUUGUGGGCAUCUCACUUGAUAGAUCUAAUUGUUGAAGGUUUUUGUAGAUGUAAACUUCAAGUGUAAUUUUUUAUACAUUUAUUAGACCAAACCAGGAACAGUUGCGAAAAAUGCAACUAUAGGUCCCUGGCAGGAACUGAACCCGCGGCCCUGCGAUUCCGGGCCAGCCCUCCAACUGCAAAUUUAUUCGUAUUAAUAAUUCAUGCGUUUAUAAUCCCUGCUAGGCACCAGACGGUCAUGAGAUGAAGGUUGAUUGCUGGCAAUUGAUUGGUUUAGCCCCACCUGGCGGCGUUGACGCCAUCAAGAAUCCGGUAUGUGUUCAAGUAUUACGAUUACAAUUUACAUUUCUACAGCAUAAAUUUACAUGUGGAUGUGAUGAUUUCAGUCCGGAAAGUGUAUUGAUCUUAAAUAAAUGUUGAUUAUGGGUAUUUUUUGUUACUCUUUAGGAAUCUGGUGUUGAUACUCAGCUGGAUAACCGACAUAUUUUAAUGAGAGGCGAAACAGUAAGAUUUAUAAUUUAAGGGCUGUCCAUAUGGAGCUGGGCUGGCCCGGUUAACUAUGAUGAUUCGUUUACUGUCAUGAAGCACUUAUCACAGCUUUGAUAAACAUCCAAAAUGUUUGAUCCCAGUAUCGGUAUAAAGUUAAUUCAAACGAUCGUUUAUGGUCAGCAAAAAAUGAACAUCCAGCAUAAUGCCCACUUUGCAGCCCACAUUGCAGCAUAAUGCCCACUAGCUGUUGCCUCUAGAAUUAGCAUGCUUUUACCAUUCAAACAUACAAGGAGCUUAUAGUCCCGGAGCCAACGGCGCGGAGCGCCGUUACUGGCGUAAGUCCGGGGCGAGGGUACAAAUUCCGCCGGGCUAUUUACACUCAGGGAAAGUAAAAGAUAAGCGUGUUAAAAUUGUGACUCGAAGUUCUUCCUUUUUGUAUUAUUUAGAUACCAAAAGUAAUGAAAAUGAGAGCAAUUGUUUCUCAAUGGUAAGUUUCUAUGCCAUAUAGGAUCACCGGUCUUACCAUCGUUUUGUACAUCUGCGUCUUCAGUCUCAUUGGCAUCCGUUUGUUAAAUAUUUUCCCACUAAAAUUCCUGCAUGUGUUUCCUGUAGUCUUCCCUGUAUCUUUAUCCAGGUCACCAUUCCCCUGUAGCCAACUUCCUAGGUAUCAAAAAGCUGUUGUUGCUUCAGUUGCUGACCAUCCACUGAAAUCGUUUGAUUAUAGAUCUGAAUUUCUUAUUACCUCCGCCAGGAGGUUAUGUAAUCAUCUGGGUUUGUAUGUGUGUAUGUAUGUAUAUGUGUGUGUGUGUGUGUGUGUUUGUCUGUGAGCACGAUAACUCAAGAAAUACCAAACAUAUCCGUACGAAAUUUUGUGAGUGCAUUUCCCAUCGGCUAAGGAAGAACUGAUUAAUUGGUUGAAUUUGGUUAAAAAUUGAAUGAGAAAUAACAAAAGUUUGUCUUGCUUUUCCCGGUCAAUUAAAUAAAACUUUAUACUGAAUGCGUAAUUAGGACGUGCAUAAUAUAUGCACCAGCCAUUCAAAUUCUAACAAGACGCCGACUCGGCGUUAACCUCGGAUAGGGAAUCGUCUUGUAAAUAUCCAAAAAUUGUAUAAAUCACGAUAGUUUAAUAGUUCACUAGUAUAAAUGG